Lactuca saligna is the source of this 2323-nucleotide messenger RNA. NCBI's taxonomy places the organism in Eukaryota, Viridiplantae, Streptophyta, Magnoliopsida, Asterales, Asteraceae. The record is from the annotation of a GenBank genome assembly.
CUAAAAUUGCAAAAUCUCCAAACAAUGUAUAAAAUAAAGUGCCCCAAAAUAAUUUGAAAAGUUGAGGAAGGUGGAGGUAAAUGGCUUUUAUGUCCUUGCCCUUCUUUCAACGGAUAAACCCAUGAGUUUUCCGGCAAUUUCUCUUUGCGACUCCGUCAAAGCUUUUGUCUCUAUGUAUCAAUGGCUUCUACCGGAGACAAAAAUGUAAUACUCACUCCAUUUCUUACUUUCCGUGUCCAUCUUUCCCCCCUAACUUGAUCAUUGCCACUUACACCUUUUCUUCGAGUGAUCACUGCUAGAAGCCUAGAAAUACUCUGCUCCCAGGCACCCUGAAGAUUGAGGGUAUUGAAACUCCGGGUCUCUUAAAAUGGGUGAAACCAGUGGUAAUGGAAGCUUACCAAUACCACCUCUAUCAAACUAUAGAAUGGGGAAAACCCUUGGGAUUGGAGCAUUCGGUAGAGUCAAAGUAGCCCAACAUAUUUUGACCGGAGUCAAAGUGGCCAUAAAGAUCCUUGCUCGUCAAUCAAUCAAUGAUUCUGCUGCAGAGAAAGUGAGACGAGAGAUUAAUAUAAUGAGGCUUCUUUCCCAUCCUCAUAUUGUUCGGCUUUAUGAAGUCAUAGAGACUCGAUCAUGCAUAUAUGUCAUCAUGGAGUAUAUGAACUCAGGUGAACUAUUUGAUUAUAUCACUGAAAAUGGUAGACUUGAGGAAGGUGAAGCUCGCCAUCUCUUUCAACAGAUUAUUUCAGGUGUAGAGAGUUGCCACCUUCACAUGGUGGUUCACCGAGAUCUUAAGCCUGAAAAUCUACUUCUUGACUCAAAAGGAAAUGUCAAAAUUGCUGACUUUGGACUUGCUAAUAUCAUGCGAGAUGGACAUCUUCUAAAAACUAGUUGUGGAAGCCCUAAUUAUGCUUCUCCAGAGGUUAUCUCAGAACGUCUUUAUGCUGGACCUGAAGUUGAUGUUUGGAGUUGUGGGGUUAUUUUAUAUGCUCUUUUAUGCGGAAGUCUUCCUUUUGAUGAUGACAAUCUUUCUGGCUUAUAUGCAAAGAUAAAGAGUGGAAUAUACACAUACCCAAACUACUUGUCUCUUGGAGCACGUGACUUGAUUAGAAAGAUGCUUAUUGUUGAUUCAGUUAAUCGUAUUACUAUUCCAGAAAUAUACAAGCAUCCAUGGUUUCAAGAACAUCUUCCAAAAUACAUUGCAGGCCAUUCGAUCGAUACUUCAUGGAGUGCAAGAAAGGUUGAUGUUAGAGUCCUAGAAGAGAUGGAUAUCUUAGGGUUCAAUGUUCAAGAAGUUAUUGGAUCUUUGAACAACCUGUUGCAAAAUCAGGCAACUGUUACAUAUUCUAUAUUAUUGCAUAAGUUGUUGAGUAACCAUAAUUACAACAAAGACAAUCCUCUAGCAUCUUUGCCACUGGAAUGCACAGAUCGGCGAGAAAUAUAUGUAAGACCAGUUUCUCCUGUUCAAGGGAAAUGGGUACUUGGAUUCAAGUCCUGUGCAUCACCACAUGAAACUAUGAGACAUGUUUUAAGCGUCCUCAAGAGCUUGAAUGUACAAUGGAAGAAGAUCGGGGCAUACAACUUGAAAUGUCUAUGGAAACCAGCAGCACUUGAAAGCUAUUCCAAGUCUAUAGGCAUCCAUAGAGAUGAUGCCACCUGUCAGAGUAUACCAAUCAAGACCUCAAACAUGGAAGCCUUUAGUUUGUGUGAUGCAGUCAAGUUUGAAAUUCAGCUAUACAAAGGCAGUGCAGAAUCAUAUCUUGUGGACUGGCAAAGAGUUAUUGGACCUCCUUUUCUGUUCAUGGAACUUUGUGCUGGAUUUCGUGCUUGUGUUGUGUAAUUGCAUAGCCUCAAUAUUAUGAUUUAUAUUCUAUAACAUCCAGGACUCCAUUUAUCAAUUAUCAUGUACAUUUUGUAAAUUCGGUUUUCUUUUGUAACAAACUAUACACAUCUUAAAGGCAAGUUAUAAUCGGCGGCAUGGUAAUCAUAUCAAUGUGUUAAAAAAACCAUUAUGUGUCAGCAUUUUACAAGUUUGCAGGGAAAAUUUACUGUAAAUAAUCAAUUUUCACAAGUAAAAGGAAAUAUGUUUUGCCUUGAAGCCACAAAUUGGAUAUAAGAGUUGCAAAGGGAUAAUGUUUUGGCUGGAAGACAGAAAGAAAUUGAACUAUACAUAGGAACUAAUGAAUAAGAAUAUGUUUGAUUACACUUAUUCCUUAAGCAAUCUCUACUUUAUGUUGCAAUACAAAUUAGUUUUAAUUCCAACUAAACUAAACUUGUAAUAACCCCUCAUUUUGAUUUGUGUAUAUAGUUCACUAAACUUGAAAAA